CGGCGCCAUGGUUUUCGUCGAGAUAAACGUCCAGUCGCUGGACAGCUUCAACCGGGCCCUGGAGGAGAACAAGGGCAAAGCCAUCUUCGUCUACUUCACGGGCACGAAGGACGCGAAGGGUCUGAGCUGGUGCCCGGACUGCGUGAAAGCUGAACCAAUAGUGAGAGCAGAGCUGAGUAAACUCCCUGAGGGAUCGAUCUUCAUCUACUGUCAAACUGGUGACAAGUCAUGCUGGAAGGAUCCCAACAAUGUGUUUCGAAAGAGUUUCAAACUGAGUAGCAUUCCAACGCUCCUGAAAUAUGGCACACCCCAGAAGUUGGUUGAAGAAGAGUUACUUAAUUCUGAACUGGUGCAGAUGCUCUUCACAGAAGACUAACAAGGCAACGAACACUGGUUCCACUUCUGAUAGAGACCGCCUCUUGGGUUUCUGUUUGAGCUUUUGAAAUCACACCAAGAAAGGGCAUUGUGACCUAAACUGAGAUCCCAUCAUGUAUCAGGGGCGGUACUCAUUACCAAUCUUCAAUUAUUAAUGUGAUCAAAUAUAAACAAGAGAAUAUUUGCAACUAACUAGCCAGUGGGACAGUUAUCUGUUCGAGAUUGUUCUGCAACGACAUUUAAUAAAAAAAAGUCGAUGCAAGAAAAAAUCAUAAAUGCAAUUCCUCUUUAGCUCAUUGCCAUUGUGGCCGUGAGCUUGCCGGCUGCUGUAUCUGUGUGUGAUGUCUGUUUAUGUGCAGAUUCUCUGCUGUUUGUAUAAUUAUUGAAUGAAAGCUUUAAAUGAAAUUCUGAUGUCAAGUGAUCCAAAAUAAAGUAUUGCAUU
Callorhinchus milii (elephant shark) is the source of this 817-nucleotide messenger RNA. RefSeq names its product thioredoxin domain containing 17 (gene txndc17). Gene Ontology annotation, cellular component: cytosol. Gene Ontology annotation, molecular function: protein-disulfide reductase [NAD(P)H] activity. NCBI's taxonomy places the organism in Eukaryota, Metazoa, Chordata, Chondrichthyes, Chimaeriformes, Callorhinchidae. The record is from RefSeq and is marked provisional.